This is a messenger RNA of Pantherophis guttatus, 2857 nucleotides long. It is a transcript of the gene POU3F3, whose product is annotated as POU class 3 homeobox 3. Gene Ontology annotation, cellular component: nucleus. Lineage: Eukaryota; Metazoa; Chordata; Lepidosauria; Squamata; Colubridae. The record is from RefSeq and is a predicted model, not a curated record. Gene Ontology annotation, molecular function: RNA polymerase II cis-regulatory region sequence-specific DNA binding; DNA-binding transcription factor activity, RNA polymerase II-specific. Gene Ontology annotation, biological process: brain development; regulation of transcription by RNA polymerase II.
UCGCGCUCGACUUCCUUGUAUUUGGGAAAGUGUGGUGGUGGUGCGCGCGCUCUCGGCUGAGGGUAAACAUUCGACAGUCCCUGCUCUGCGAGGGAGGGACGGAGAGAGAACUGUCAGAGGGAGAGAAAGAGAAAGAGAGGAGGAGGGGGGAGGAGAGCAGGCGGCGGCGGCGGCAGCACACCAGCAGCGGCAACGAGGGAAGAGCAUUACUGAGCUGAGCUGCUCUACUCCAGCACCGCCGGAGCACUGACGCUUCGCGAACCUGGCAGCCAACUUCCCCACUGGAGUUCGUGGCUUAAGGAUACCUUAUAUGCGCGCACGCCGCCGCUCGUCUCUUCUCGCCCAGGCGAUUCCAAACCUUCCCUCACAGCAGCUGAACCGCCGCCUCGCCUUCUUCCCUCCCGUCCACCCCGGUCCUGCCCCGAUUAGAGGGGGGUCAGAAACCGUAAACUUUUUUCCUUGGUUGGUUUUGCUUGGAGAAAAAGGAAGAAAGGACGCCUUGCCCGCGAUUCCUUUCCCCAUGUGAGAAGGAGGAAGAAAGAGGCAUCCCGAAGGGGGGAAGGCAGAAAAAGGCGAGGAAAAAUGUCUCCUCCAGACUCUCGCAAAAAGGUUGCCAAAGGACUCCUGUUUCCAAGGGAUCCGGGCGCUUCAACCGGACGUCAACUUUGAGCCAUGCAGUCUCCUCAGCUUCGCCUCCGCCGCCAGCCACGCCAGAAGUUUUCUUAGGACACAAACAAAACUUGUGUGUUAGAGAAAAGGAAGGCAAGCGAGACCAUCGAGGAGCCAGUCGCGCCGGCGGAAAGAGAGAGAGAGAGAGAGAGAGAGAGAGAGAGGAAGGGAGGGAGAAAGAGAGAAAGAGAGAGAGAGAGACCGGGUGCGCGUGACGGGCGAAAGAAAGGAGCCCACCCGCCUUUACUUACCGCCUUACAAAGCCUUACAAGAGGGAAAACGGGGGGAAAGAAAGAAACUUUCCUGGGGGAAGAAAAACAACCACCAACAACAACCUAGAAACUGCGAGAGAACUAUGCUCCUGAGGGAGAAAAGGAAAGGCAAAGGGGGAGCUAUUGUGGGGUGACCCCCCCUCCCCUAGUUUUCGCACUAUUUCCCCCCCCUCGCUCUGUUUCUCCCCCCUCCGCUGCAAUAUACUGGCUGCUGCUGACAGGUAAAUAGCAAGAACUGUUCGGAGGGAGCCGAGGAAGCGCUGGGGUCGGGCUGCCUUUUCUGAAGAAGGAACCGCGAGCCCAGGAAGGUGCGCAAGGCGCGGAUCUCGCCUCGGUGCCGGCCGAGCGGGCGGCCGGGCGCGCGGGCGGGCAGGCGAGGAUUCUCCUCCCACGCUCCUUGGCUGCGGAGGCUGGAGUGCGAAGUGGAGGGGGGGGGAAAAACAGCAGCAGCAGCAGCAGCAGCGAUGGCUACGGCGGCGUCUAACCCCUACCUGCCAAGCAACAGCAUCCUGUCGGCGGGCUCCAUCGUCCACUCGGACUCCGGCGGGGGGAUGCAGCCAGGCAGCGUGGCCGUCACUUCGGUGUCCGGCGGGGGCUACCGGACCGACCCUUCUUCCGUGAAGAUGGUCCAGAGUGACUUCAUGCAGGGCGCCAUGGCGGCCAGCAACGGCGGCCAUAUGCUGAGCCACGCGCACCAGUGGGUGACAGCCCUGCCCCACGCCGCCGCCGCCGCUGCCGCCGCCGCCGCAGCCGCCGUGGAAGCCGGCUCGCCCUGGUCCAGCAGCCCGGUGGGCAUGACGGGCAGCCCCCAGCAGCAGCAGGCGCAGCAGCAGCAACAGCAGCCCGACGUGAAAGGUGGCGGCGGCGGCGGCGGGCGGGACGACCUGCACUCGAGCGCGGCGCUGCACCACAGGCCCCCGCCGCCGCACCUGGGCCCCCCGCACCAGAGCCACUGGGGGUCCACCACGGCGGCCCACUUGCCUUCCAUGGCCAGCCAGCAGCAGCAGCAAUCGCUCAUCUACUCGCAACCCGGCGGCUUCACGGUCAACGGCAUGCUGAGCCCCCCGCCCGGCAGCCAGAGCCUAGUGCACCCGGGCUUGGUGAGGGGCGACACGCCAGAGCUGGGCGACCACCCGGGCCAUCACCACCACCACCACCAUCAUCCGCACCCGCACCAGCACCACGGCGGCGGCGGUGCCGGCGGCCUGAACAGCCACGAUCCGCACUCGGACGAGGACACGCCGACCUCGGACGACCUGGAGCAGUUCGCCAAGCAGUUCAAGCAGCGCCGGAUCAAGCUGGGUUUCACGCAGGCCGACGUGGGCUUGGCGCUGGGCACCCUGUACGGCAACGUCUUCUCGCAGACCACCAUCUGCCGCUUCGAGGCCCUCCAGCUCAGCUUCAAGAACAUGUGCAAACUCAAGCCCUUGUUAAAUAAGUGGCUGGAGGAAGCCGACUCGUCCACGGGCAGCCCGACCAGCAUCGACAAGAUCGCCGCGCAGGGCAGGAAGAGGAAGAAGCGGACCUCCAUCGAGGUGAGUGUCAAGGGGGCUUUGGAGAGCCACUUUCUGAAAUGCCCCAAGCCCUCCGCCCAGGAGAUUACGAACCUAGCGGACAGCCUGCAGCUGGAGAAGGAAGUGGUCAGGGUUUGGUUUUGCAACCGAAGGCAGAAAGAGAAGCGGAUGACCCCUCCUGGGAUCCAGCAGCAGACGCCCGACGAUGUCUACUCCCAGGUCGGCAACGUCAGCUCCGACACGCCGCCCCCGCACCACGGACUUCAGGCGAGCGUGCAGUGAAAAAGACAGAAAGACAGACAGUCAGAGAGACAGAGUCGUCGUCACAAAAGUGAGAGGAGUUAUUAGAGAGAGAGGAGGGGGGCGAGAGGAGAAGGAGAGGAGACCGAGAGAGAGAGAGAG